AUGAAGGAAAAGGGCGUUGAGAUGGUUAAGAGCGAAGUGAAUGAACCAGCACCGUUGGUUUCGUCUGGUAUUUCAGAUUAUGCGGAGGUGCUUACAUACGUUCGCGAGAAGGAUUUUGAGGCGGCGCUAGACUUUUUUAAGAGAAGAGAAGAGUUUCAGAAGUAUGUGGAUUUGAAUCGCAAAAUGUCGUCGGCUGAUUCUUGCGAGAGACGUGUUGCGGAUAUUGUACAGAAGUUUUUCUUUGAGUCGGUGAAGCUUGGUCGUAUACAACAGGCGGCCGUAUUUGCGGUUUUGUAUUCUGAAUGCCAGUUUUGCGCUACGGUUGAAGCAGUGGAGUUUUUGAAGGCGCACGUGGAGUCUCACGUGGACAGAGUUGGCCAGUCUUUGUUGAAGAAGCUCAGGGAGGGUCACCUUCGAUUUGAUAGGGGUUUUGACAGAAUAGACGUCGAGCCCUAUUUGGUGCAGCUUUUUAGAGUUGCGUAUGAGAUUUCGGCCAUUUAUGCGUACGUCGAUCAGUGCUUUGAAGUUAAGACAACGUUAUUGCUACUGUGCCACAUUCAGCCGAGCAUUGAGGCGGCCGCCGUAUCUAUGAUCCGUCAUUUUACAAAGUUUUACGACGGAAAGUUGGGUUCGCUCCAAGAUUCGCCCACCGCGUUACCGACGACUGAAGAGAGGAGAGCGUUGGCCGAUUCCGGAGAUGGCUUUCCAGCUAAGGGUCACACAGAGCUGUUGGACCAGGCGGCAUCAAUCAUUCGAGUUGUGGAGUGCUAUAAGUCAUAUUUACGCCACCAGUGCGAAACGGGUAUUCAAUUUAUGAGAGAACAAGGAUACACAUUUUUCGAUCCAAAAUCUUUCGAUUCUGGGCUCUCGACGACAGAAGCAAAGAAAAAGUCAAAGAACAUUCGAAAUUACAUUUCCGAGCCCUCUGAGCUCUUUUCAGAGGUUGCGGAGCUCUCUCGACAAUACCAAAAGUUGGAGGUUGAUUUUGCACUAUCUGUCGUUGCGGACGCGAUUUUAGAGCUAAAAAAAAUGGUGUCUGGCGGACAGGAGUCGAUAGAAUUGCCAUCAACUUCUAGCGAUCAAAAAAGUCAAAAGAGCGUCUGCGAUAUGUUUGAUUUGGACCGCUUGUUCAUCACGUUCGAAUACUCGAUGGAGCGCGCGUUGACCACCCAGAAUUCAGAGGUUGCGUGCCAUGUUUUAAAGAGCGAGUCUGAGAACGUGUCUCGUCUUCGAAACAGUCUUUUAAGACGGUUUAGACAGGCAGUUGUGGGCUUCGCGCCAUCGCUUUCAGAUCACGUAGAGUUCGAGCUCGGCCGAUUUAAAAGAAGUCGGAAUUGGUCUUUUUUAGCCCCUUCUAUUCAAUCGAUCAAAAACCACCUUCUUAAGAACGUGGGCGCCGUUUACUCUUCUCCGUCCAGCCAGCUGGCAGAUUUGGACGAGCAGCGACGCGUCCUCGGUUGCAUCCUGAAUCUCUUUCCGACGUGCGGGGCUUGUUUUGAAAAGUUGUACCAAAAACUUGACGCCAAGGUCGGCUAUUAUUAUGCUCAAGACGAGGCCGCUCAGCGCGUGCUGCGGUCAAGUCUGAAGGAGUUCCACGAGGCAGGUGACUCCUUCAAGGAGGCAGCUGACGAAUCCGUGCAGUUCUUUGUCCGAUACUUGAACGAGGGAACGCGUACAUACGUAGACUUGUACGCGACGACCAACUAUGAACUGGAUUCAGCGGCCUUCGAAGAGGGUCAAAUUAACGAUGAGACCUGGGUCACGUUCUACCAGGACUACCUCAGAAAGUCGGCGUUGCCCUUUAAGGAGUAUUUAGAUGCGAGCUGCUUCGACGACCUGAUGCUUCGGAUCGUCUCGUUUCUGGCGGCUCAAGUCGAGUUGGUGACGCUCCAGAAGAAGUUCAGCCAGCUCGGUGGGUUCCAGUUUGAUUCGGACGUCAGGGCGAUCUGGAGGUUCUUCUCGGACUGCAUGACUGGAGGCGUCAGGGACAAGUUGUCAAAGCUUAAGGAAAUCGCAACUUGCUUGUGUCUAGAAAAGGAAACGGACAUUUUAGAGCUGUGGGAGGAGGCGGUGCCCUGCGCGGAGCUGGGCUUGAGCGACGCGUCCGACCGGGAAAGGCGGAACGCGUGGCACUUGGGGCCGGACGAGGUGAGAAGCUUCAUGAAGCGAAGGUGCGACUGGAGCCCGAAGACUAUAGACGACUUGAAGCUGCGCUGA
Messenger RNA from Schistocerca gregaria, 2217 nucleotides. Its product is annotated as conserved oligomeric Golgi complex subunit 4-like. Bases 1 to 2217 code for a protein of 738 amino acids. The transcript has a single exon. The record is from RefSeq and is a predicted model, not a curated record. Lineage: Eukaryota; Metazoa; Arthropoda; Insecta; Orthoptera; Acrididae.